Messenger RNA from Scleropages formosus (Asian bonytongue), 1002 nucleotides. RefSeq names its product motor neuron and pancreas homeobox 2b (gene mnx2b). The coding region runs from base 1 to 1002 and encodes 333 amino acids. Lineage: Eukaryota; Metazoa; Chordata; Actinopteri; Osteoglossiformes; Osteoglossidae. Gene Ontology annotation, cellular component: nucleus. Gene Ontology annotation, biological process: central nervous system development; regulation of DNA-templated transcription; neuron projection morphogenesis. The record is from RefSeq and is a predicted model, not a curated record. Gene Ontology annotation, molecular function: sequence-specific double-stranded DNA binding; DNA-binding transcription factor activity, RNA polymerase II-specific. The transcript is spliced from 3 exons.
AUGGAGAAGUCCAAGAACUUUCGGAUCGACGCGCUCCUGGCUGACGAACCCCACCGAGGGAAUCGGGACGUUUCCCCGGGACUGAGCAACGACAGCCCUGCGGGCAGCCCCGUGUCCUGCCGCCGAGGGGAGACCCCAUCACCCCGCGGGACCCCGGCGGGCAUCCAGCUGCAAACAGGAAUUAUACCCAAACCGGGUCUGUUGAACGUCCCCCACCCUGGACUCACCCCACUGCCCCAGGGUGCCCUCCCCGGCAUGUACCCUGCUGCGCCCAUGUACCCGAUCUCUGCCCUGGGGGGUCAGCACCCGGCCUUCACGUACUCGGGCUUCACGCAGCUCACACAUCCGUACCCGGAGCACCUGAAGGCGGCGGCCGUGGGAGGGUCCUUCCCUCUAGAGCAGUGGAUCCGGGCCGGAAUCAUGGUCCCGCGCCUCCCGGAUUACACGUCUGCCCCCCAGUCGGGUUUGAUGGGGAAAUGCCGUAGGCCUCGCACAGCCUUCACUAGCCAACAGCUGCUGGAGCUGGAAAACCAGUUCAAACUCAACAAGUACCUGUCCCGGCCGAAGCGCUUCGAGGUGGCCACUUCUCUGAUGCUGACAGAGACGCAGGUGAAGAUCUGGUUCCAGAACCGUCGCAUGAAGUGGAAGCGGAGCCGCAAAGCAAAGGAGCAGGCGGCUCAGGCUGAAGUGGAAAGGCAGCGCUGCGGGAAGUCAGCCGACAAGCUGGGGGAGGUCCGCCGGGCCGGAGCGCAGGGUGAAGAUGACCUGGAGGAGGACCUGGAAGAGGAAGAGGAGGAGGAGGAGGAAGAGGAAGAGGAACCACAGCGAGAGUUUGCUGUUACCAUGGGCGGCGGGGGCGUAGGGUUGCAGCGACCCUCCGACUUCCUGCAGCACACAUCCGAGCUGAGCUACAGCCCCCACAGUGCCUAUUCGGAGGAUGAAUUGGAGGAGAGAGGUGGGGGACAGGAAGAUAGAGGCAGGGCCUUGAGGGGUCCCAUCUAG